Messenger RNA from Macroventuria anomochaeta, 1128 nucleotides. RefSeq lists its product as uncharacterized. The transcript is spliced from 2 exons. Lineage: Eukaryota; Fungi; Ascomycota; Dothideomycetes; Pleosporales; Didymellaceae. The record is from RefSeq and is a predicted model, not a curated record. Bases 1 to 1128 code for a protein of 375 amino acids. Gene Ontology annotation, molecular function: hydrolase activity.
AUGCCACCAUCCCGCAUCCUAGAUUCACACAUCCACCUCUGGCCCUCAACAUCCACAACCUCUAAAGACCAUGGCUGGAUGACAGAUCCCACGCACUUCCUCGCCAAACGCCACGGAAUUUCAGACUACAAAGACGUCACCCAGACCUCUCCUGCUGGGUCCGCACUCAAGGGCUUCAUCUAUGUGGAAACAGAUCGCUACCUCCCCUCCAAAAUAUCUGAUAUCAGCUCAGGUGCAAGUAAAGAGGAGGUUGAGGAAGUGUUCAGGGAUUGGGCGAAGGCGCCACUUGAGGAGUUGAGGUUCUUGAAACGGAUUGUGGAAGGGGAAGGGAAGGAGGGCGAUGGGUUUGAGCUUGGUGAUGGGGAGUUGAUGAAGGGUGUUGUUGUGUGGGCUCCCUUCCAUCUCCCAGUUUCUAUAUUCAACGCAUACCACCAGGUUGCGGAAAAGGUUGCGGGGCCGAAGUUGUGGGAGAGGAUUGUGGGGUUCAGGUAUUUGUUGCAGGGGAAAGAGGAGGGCGAAGUGAAGAAGCUGGUUAGUAGUGAGGAUUGGAUCGAAAAUAUUGUCAGUCUGGGGAAGGGGAGAGGAGGGAAGGGGUGGGCGUUUGAUAUCGGUGUUGAUAUUCAUCGUGAUGGACCGGAUCCAUUGGGGGCUGUGGGUGAGAUGAUCCAGAGGGUGCGGGAGCGAGAGUCAACAGAUAAGAAUGGGACGCAACCCGUACGGUUUGUGUUGAAUCACCUUUGCAAACACGCCCUCACAACCGAUUCCCCAACAGACCCCACAAAAGAAUGGCUCGAGGCGCUCUCAAAACUCGGACCAGAUCAGAACAUCUUUAUGAAGCUAUCUGGUGCUUUUAAUGAGUUCGAGAACGCUACACCAUCAUCUGCCUCUGACGUUGUCGAAUCAUUAAACUCGAUCGUGUCUAAGGUUUUCGACGCAUUUGGUAAUAGAGUGAUGUUUGGAUCUGACUGGCCAGUGUGCAAUGUUGGAGGGCCAGCAGGGGAGAAGGCGAAUUGGGGUCUGUGGGUUGAGAGUGUGGAGUUGAUGUUGAGGGAGGCAAAGAUUGGGGAAGAGGACAGGGAGUCAGUCUGGGUGGGAGCAGGAAGUAGGGCGUAUGACGUUCAAUUGUGA